Messenger RNA from Rotaria socialis, 609 nucleotides. Lineage: Eukaryota; Metazoa; Rotifera; Eurotatoria; Philodinida; Philodinidae. The record is from the annotation of a GenBank genome assembly.
AUGAGUUUCUUCGUAAAUCAACGAGCUCUGCUAGCGAAAAAAAAUCAUCAGGUGGCAUCAACGUUUAAAAUUUCAGGUCAAACGCAAGCGAUCGCUUCGUAUGCCCAACAACGUUUAUGGCUACAUGAGCAGUUCUCAUUUCGGGACUCGGAUUUGGCUAUGUACAAUUUGAUUAUUCCCAUCAUCAUAAAACGUGGCUCGCUCUCAAUCGAACAUAUUCGUUCCGCCUUACUGUCUGUGUUGAAGCAAAAUACCAUUUUGCGGACUGCUAUUCGCUUCAAUGAAGAGAGUGGUCAAAUAGAUCAGUAUAUUCAGCCUCUUUCCGAACAAUCUUAUUCAUUUGAACAUACUAAUGGAGUAUUCACACCAGAGCAGCUUGAUCAUCUACUAACGGCUGAAUCUAUCACAAAGCAUUUUAAUCUUGACAAGGGUAUUGUAGUAAGGUGUCAUGUAGUGCAAAGAAGUGAUGAUACUGGUGGAGGUCUUUUAAAACAAAAUGAUACUAUUGUCUUCGCCUUUCACCAUAUUGUGUUUGAUAACAGCUCUGUGACUCCAUUUAUCGAAGAUUUUGUUAAAGCGUAUCAACAUCGUGAGAGUUUUUUUUAUUAA